This is a messenger RNA of Pestalotiopsis fici W106-1, 2529 nucleotides long. RefSeq lists its product as uncharacterized. Bases 1 to 2529 code for a protein of 842 amino acids. Lineage: Eukaryota; Fungi; Ascomycota; Sordariomycetes; Amphisphaeriales; Sporocadaceae. Gene Ontology annotation, cellular component: membrane. The record is from RefSeq and is a predicted model, not a curated record. The transcript is spliced from 2 exons.
AUGUCGCAACCCCACGAACUUCAACCCGAGUACGACGAGAACGGACGUCCUAACCCGUAUCGCUCGGCGAGUCAAUGGCGCCACCAGGAGUCGGGCGCCUAUGCCAAGCAUGCAGGUGAAGCGCGCGACCCUCACACGGCGAGCGCCAACACAAAAGACCUGACCAACUUUCUCAACUCAACCAGAGUAGAGCCCGAGCAGCCCAGCACAGACGGCGCUGGCAGCUUCCAACCCAUCGUGAUUGACGAAGGGCAUGGACUUACGGACGGAGCUAGGGAUGCGCAGGCGCUGAGCCAUGAUGGCAAAGAGGUUAUCUGCGGUCCGCUCCUCAACUACCGUCGCCAAGAGGGCAAUGUCUGGUAUGGCAGUGUUCUCAUUGUGACCAAGGGAGGAGGCAAGGUUCAGCACUUUCAGCCUACUCUGCAUAUAGGACGGGUUGAGACAGCCGACAGUCAACAUGGUCUCGUCGGAGAGGGCGCUGGGGCCAGUGGGGCCAACCAUACCAACGGGGCCAUCAACACUCAGCACGGAACGGAGGUGCUGGGAAAGUGCCUCUACUCGGACCCGCGUAACACAUUCUGGCAGUUCUCCAUCACUUGUGAUAUGUUGGAAGUCGAGACCAAGUGGGCAUACUCCAUUACCGAUGUGCGCUACAAGAGCUCAACGCAGUCUUCCACCAACUACUUUUUUAUUCCGGCUACGACCGAGUCGAUGAGAAUCAUGUUCCAUUCAUGUAAUGGAUUCAGUGUCGGAACUGACGAAGACGCCUGGAGCGGUCCGGCCCUCUGGAACGAUGUGCUGCGACGCCAUGCUGAGAACCCCUUUCACGUGAUGAUUGGAGGAGGUGAUCAAAUCUACAAUGACGGUAUUCGUGUGGAUGGUCCACUUAGGCCAUGGAGUGACAUUGGCAAUCCCAAGAAGAGAAGAGAUUAUCCCUUCCCUGGAAAGUUGCGUGAUGAGUGCGAUGAGUACUAUCUCCAUAACUAUCUCAGAUGGUACUCGACUGAGCCCUUUGCCGAGGCCAAUGGACAGAUUCCGCAGCUCAACAUCUGGGAUGACCACGACAUCAUCGAUGGUUUUGGUUCAUAUGUCAACGAGUUCAUGAAGUGUGACGUUUUCCGUGGCAUUGGUGGAACCGCUCACAAGUACUACAUGUUGUUCCAGCACCACUUGGCACCACCGGCCUCGACUUACACCACCGACGCCCCUACAACCAUGGAGGCCGGUGAUGGAGUGGAUAAGAACCAGCUGCAAGACACAUUUGUCUCGGAGCCCACCUUGCAGUCGGAGCCCGGCUACAUUGUUGGACACAAGCCGGGUCCUUAUGUCGCCGAGCACUCGAUGAACAUGUUCUCGAGACUAGGAGCUCGCAUUGCAUUCCUGGGUAUCGAUGCCCGAACAGAACGUACUCGACACCAGGUGAACUACCCUGAGACUUAUGACUUGAUUUUUAAUCGCUUGCGAAGCGAACUUGGUGCUGCGCAGCAAUCGGGCAACCCUUACAAGCACAUGAUUCUGCUACUCGGUAUUCCCAUUGCCUAUCCUCGCCUGACCUGGUUGGAAAACGUUUUCUCUAGCCCUUUGAUUGCACCCAUGAAGUUCUUGAACCGAAGAUUUGGCUUUGGUGGCGGUCUCUUCAACCAUUUCGAUGGUAGUGUUGAUUUGCUCGAUGAUCUUGACGACCACUACACGGCCAAGACUCAUAAGAAGGAGCGUAACUCAUUCGUCGAGCGCCUUCAGACAAUCUGCUCUGAAUUCUCCAUCAGAAUCACCAUCCUGGGUGGUGACGUCCAUCUUGCUGCUUUGGGACGCUUCUACUCGAACCCCGAACUCAAAAUCCCCGCGGUGCACGACCAUCGCUACAUGGUCAAUGUGGUUUCUUCUGCCAUUGUGAACAAGCCUCCACCGGCCGCCAUUGCAAAUCUGCUGGCAAAGCGCAACAAGAUUCACCACCUCAACGCAGACACGGAUGAGACGCUCAUGAGUCUAUUUGACAAGGAUCCUGGUGACAGCAACAAGACAAUGAACUCCAACCAUGUCACGAUGCCAAGUCGCAAUUAUGCCAUCUUGACGGAAAACUCACCCAACAACCGCGCUGCCACCGCCAAUGGUUCUGUGAAUGGAGCUGUCACCAAUGGUACCGAUGCCGAGCACGCCGCGCCAGCAGGUGACCACGAAUUCGAGGGCAAAGAUGGUCAUGCUUUCCUGCACAAGGGUGAAGCAGGAGCCGGCACGAAGCACAAGGCUGCAUCGCCUGCCACGCAUGGCAAGAACAAUGACGGAUCGUUGGACUGCUGCAUUCGUGUAGAGAUUGACCAGCACAACCGCGAGGGUCACACGGAGCCAUACGGCUUGACCAUCCCUCUGCUUGAGCAUCUUCCGGAAAAGUACCCGCCUCCUCACCACCACCGCCUCCACUUGCCGGGUAGAGGCUCAAGACCAGGAACGAGUGCGAGACCCGGCACUACAGGGGCAGCCUCGGCCGGAAACCGACCGGGCUCUGGAGCCGCCACGGCGGCCAGCCAUUAG